Molecule: messenger RNA, 4882 nt
Organism: Talpa occidentalis (Iberian mole)
Lineage: Eukaryota; Metazoa; Chordata; Mammalia; Eulipotyphla; Talpidae
Gene: GRM6
Product: glutamate metabotropic receptor 6
Exons: 12
Coding region: 881-3538 (885 amino acids)
Biological process (GO): G protein-coupled glutamate receptor signaling pathway; regulation of synaptic transmission, glutamatergic
Cellular component (GO): membrane
Molecular function (GO): adenylate cyclase inhibiting G protein-coupled glutamate receptor activity
Source: RefSeq, a predicted model, not a curated record
GCCAUGGUCCCUGACGUCCCGCGUGGGCAAGGAACCAUGCGCGCAGGGGGAGAACAGCAAACUCCCUAAGAUGCAGAGAAACUGAAUGCCUGCCAAGAAAUAAUGACCAUCAAAAGCGGCCACAAAGAUGAUUAAAAGAAAUGCUGACCACCUGGAACCUUAUCUCGCUUUCUCAAGGCCCACAAACUUUAUUCUGCUACAACUGUCUUUCUAAAAUCUUUCCUUUUUCUGGUCAUUGAUUGCUAAUUAAAAAACAUACAUAAUUUAAUAAUUAGGCUAAUGCAAAUGAAACAUUACUAAACACUGUGUUAUAAUAGAAUUGUUAGUUUAAUAAUCUUUCUAUUAUGUGCUUAACUUUAGUACCUUUGAUAUUAACUGCAUUAUAAAAUAAAUUCACCCAUGACAAUUAAUUAUGAGUAAAAAUGAUAGUUAGUGCAACUAGAAAAUAAUUAUAUAAAACAGUAGAAGGAAUUUAUAGCCUGUCCAAUUAGGAAUGAGGCUAGGUCCAGAUGUAACUUCGGACAUAAAUCACUGCCCUGUCAAUUAAGCUAAGUCUAUGAGCAAACUGAACUCUGAUGUUCACUGUUCCUAUGCUUUUAGAAAAACAUAUAUAUACUGACCACUAGCUUAAUAAAGACGCACUCAGAUUUUCACUCUCUUGAAGUGUGUCUGUGUGUCAUUUAUUCAUCGAAUCCCUGACCACCCUGCGCAAUCUCUCAACCCUGAGACGGCCUCAUCGUCCAUCGCUGUGCUGGUCUGCGGCACACCAGUCCCCCAAAUAAAAGGGACCCUCUCCCUGAAGCUCCUUCAGAUACAGUGUCGCUGCUUCAGACCCUGGAGUCCAGGAAGCUUUUUUAAAUGACCAGAACAGCUCCUUCACAUGAAAUCAUCAGAUGCAAAAGUCCGCGAGUCAAUGGCCAGGGUCCGUGGCUUCGGGGGACCGCGGCUCUUGGCGCUGCUGUGGAUGCUGGAGCAGGCGCGCGUCGCGGGAGCGGCGGGCUCCGUGCGCCUGGCCGGCGGCCUCACGCUGGGCGGCCUGUUCCCAGUGCACGCGCGGGGCGCGGCGGGCCGGGCGUGCGGGCCGCUGAAGAAGGAGCAGGGCGUACACCGGCUGGAGGCCAUGCUGUACGCGCUGGACCGCGUGAACGCCGACCCAGACCUGCUGCCCGGCGUGCGCCUGGGCGCGCGGCUGCUGGACACCUGUUCGCGGGACACGUACGCGCUGGAGCAGGCACUGAGCUUCGUGCAGGCGCUGAUGGGCGGCCGCGGCGACGGCGAUGAGGCGGCGGGGCGCUGCGCGGGCGGGGUGCCUCCGCGCCGAGCCGCGCCCCCAGAGCGCGUGGUAGCUGUUGUGGGCGCCUCUGCUAGUUCCGUGUCCGUCAUGGUCGCCAACGUGCUGCGCCUGUUUGCGAUCCCCCAGAUCAGCUACGCCUCCACAGCCCCUGAACUCAGCGACUCCACACGCUAUGACUUCUUCUCCCGGGUGGUGCCACCUGACUCCUACCAGGCCCAGGCCAUGGUGGAUAUCGUGCGGGCAUUGGGAUGGAACUACGUGUCCACGCUGGCCUCCGAGGGCAACUAUGGUGAAAGCGGGGUUGAGGCCUUUGUGCAGAUCUCCCGGGAGGCUGGGGGGGUCUGUAUUGCCCAGUCCAUCAAGAUUCCCAGGGAACCAAAGCCUGGAGAAUUCAACAAGGUGAUCAAAAGACUCAUGGAGACACCCAACGCCCGGGGCAUCAUCAUCUUUGCCAGUGAGGAUGAUAUCAGGAGGGUCCUGGAGGCUGCACGCCAGGCCAACCUGACUGGCCACUUCCUGUGGGUCGGCUCAGACAGCUGGGGAGCCAAGACUUCCCCCAUCCUGAACCUGGAGGAUGUGGCCAUAGGGGCCAUCACUAUCCUACCAAAAAGGGCCUCCAUCGAUGGAUUUGACCGAUACUUUAUGACCCGCUCCCUGGAGAACAAUCGCCGGAACAUCUGGUUUGCCGAGUUCUGGGAAGAGAAUUUUAACUGCAAAUUGACCAGCUCAGGUACCCAGUCAGAUGCUUCCACCCGCAAAUGCACAGGUGAGGAACGUAUCGGCCAGGACUCUACGUAUGAGCAGGAGGGAAAGGUACAAUUUGUGAUAGACGCUGUGUAUGCCAUCGCCCACGCCCUCCACAGCAUGCACCAGGCACUCUGCCCCGGGCACUCAGGCCUGUGUCCUGCCAUGGAGCCCACCGAUGGGCGGAUGCUGCUGCGGUAUAUUCGAGCCGUCCGCUUCAACGGCAGUGCAGGAACCCCUGUGAUGUUCAAUGAGAAUGGGGAUGCACCUGGGCGUUAUGACAUCUUCCAGUACCAGGCGACCAACAGCAGUGCUGACAAUGGCGGUUACCAGACAGUUGGCCAGUGGGCAGAGACACUCAGGUUGGAUGUGGAAGCUCUACAUUGGUUGGGAGACCCCCAACAGGUGCCUCCAUCUCUGUGCAGUCUCCCCUGUGAACCUGGUCAUCGGAAAAAGAUGGUGAAGGGUGUGUCAUGCUGUUGGCACUGUGAGGCUUGUGAUGGGUAUCGUUUCCAGGUGGACGAGUUCACAUGUGAGGCCUGCCCUGGGCACAUGAGGCCCACACACAACCACACAGGCUGCCGCCCAACACCAGUGUUCUGCCUGACCUGGUCCUCACCCUGGGCAGCCCCACCCCUCCUCUUGGCUGUGCUUGGCAUCAUGGCUACCACCACAGUGGUGACCACCUUUGUGUGGCACAACAAUACACCAAUUGUCCGGGCCUCUGGCCGUGAGCUCAGUUAUGUCCUGCUCACUGGUAUCUUCCUCAUCUAUGCUAUCACCUUCCUCAUGGUGGCUGAGCCUGGAGCUACUGUCUGCGCUGCUCGGAGACUCUUCCUGGGUCUGGGCACCACCCUCAGCUACUCUGCCUUGCUCACCAAGACCAACCGCAUCUACCGCAUCUUUGAGCAAGGGAAACGCUCAGUCAUGCCUCCGCCCUUCAUCAGCCCCACUUCACAGCUAGUCAUCACCUUCAGCCUCACCUCUGUGCAGGUGGUGGGUGUGACUGCCUGGCUGGGAGCCCAGCCCCCAUACAGUGUGAUCGACUAUGAAGAACAGCGGACAGUGGACCCAGAGCAGGCCAGAGGGGUGCUUAAGUGUGACAUGUCUGAUCUGUCCCUUAUUGGCUGCCUGUGCUAUAGCCUCCUGCUCAUGGUCACAUGCACAGUGUAUGCCAUUAAGGCCCGAGGUGUGCCUGAGACCUUCAAUGAGGCCAAGCCCAUUGGUUUCACCAUGUAUACCACCUGCAUCGUCUGGCUGGCAUUUGUGCCUAUCUUCUUUGGCACUGCCCAGUCAGCUGAAAAGAUCUAUAUCCAAACGACCACACUGACUAUUUCCUUGAGCCUGAGUGCAUCAGUGUCCCUCGGCAUGCUCUAUGUACCCAAAACCUACGUCAUCCUGUUCCAUCCGGAGCAGAAUGUACAGAAGCGGAAGCAGAGUCUUAAGACCCUCACAGUGGCAACCCCUCCUAAGGAUGAGGACACGGAGGCCCCCAAGUAACAAGUGGAGGAUGGCUGCUCUCUUUCCUGUCCUUCAUGGUGGAGCAUGAAGAGCCCAGGUCUCCAGUGAAAAGCCAGAGGCAGGGAGUCCACAAAGGCCAUGACAAGCAAAACAAGGCCUGUCUGCAGAGACCUGGAGCCCAUGCCACAUUUCCUACCCCCCACUCCCCUGAUUUUCUAUAUAUGCUGGCUGCACAGUUCUUCCCUGCAGACUGAACUUCUACUCCUGCUGGGAAACAACCAAUAAGGGGAUCAUACUCUGAAGAGGACUAAAAUUACACUUUCUUGUUUGGGCUUGGCUUAGUCUGAGUGAGAUUUCUUAUCCCUUGACCUACCACUGUAAUCCAGGAUUUUAUAGCACCAAGAAUGCUGAGAUUCUAGAAUGACAUCUAGGGUUGAGGGUAGAGAGGAACAAUUUCCUCAGGAGAUCUGUGGGUGUGUGUACUGCACUGAGUAACGUGGACUUGGGUGAAUAUCGUGCUGGCACAGAACCUUGGACAAGAGUCCUUUGAAAGAGGAUGCAAAGGAACAGGUUUGAAUGCAGAAACUGGGAAUUAUCCCCCAAGAGGUUACUCAUACCAAGGUCUUUUCCUUGGAAUCUAUUUCCCCUGAGGUCUGGGGGAAGUCAAACCUAAAGUAGCUUAAGUACAACACACUCCCUUGUGUAUUCUCUUAAAUGACCCUGCGCCUUGAGGAAGUCAGAUCUACUUGUAUAGUGUUAGUUGUGUGAAAAUAAAGCGAAAUAAAAAAUGAUAUCCAAACUUCUGUCCCAAUAUUUACUGGGGGUCCCCUUCAAAAGGUGAGCAAGAAUUCUCUAGCAUUUAGUAUGUGGAACAGAUUUUGAAGAUCAACUAACCACAUCCCAUAAAACAUAGAGACUCUUCUCUAAACAGAUUCUUUGGUGUAUUAUAUGUUUUACUUUGGGAUAAGCUAAUAGGGUUUUAUCCAAGAAUAACAUUUUUUCAUAUUGAAUAAGAUCUAGGCUAUACUUAUGGGCUUUCAUGUUCAUUUACCUCAAAUUAUUUCUCUCCAGUAUGAAUUACAUGGUCCAAUGAAAGUGGGGUUCUGGAUUAAAGGCUUUUCUCCAUUACAAUCACAAUGUUUCAGUGGGAGUUUUCUAAAACAGAGUAAGAUUACAUUUUGAUAGAAGCUUUUACUCAUGUAUGCAUGUGUCCAGUGUAUUGAGAGACUGGACCUUUUUUAUAUUAAUGUAUUCUCAUAUUUUAACACCAGUGUAAGUUCUUUUGUACAUGUUUAUUAUACUUAUUAUGGCUUUAUUAAUUUCAUUCUUUUGUUCUUUAAAAUAUUCCCCCAAAUUCAUUACAUUUAUUGUCUCACUUUAUUU